Messenger RNA from Spea bombifrons (plains spadefoot toad), 610 nucleotides. It is a transcript of the gene SELENOW, whose product is annotated as selenoprotein W. The transcript has 6 exons. Gene Ontology annotation, cellular component: cytosol. Gene Ontology annotation, biological process: response to selenium ion. The record is from RefSeq and is a predicted model, not a curated record. Lineage: Eukaryota; Metazoa; Chordata; Amphibia; Anura; Pelobatidae.
GCCUGACCCACGGAAGUGGGUGUGGCCAGCGGGCAUUUAACUGCGUGCGGUGCCGGUGCUCCCUCAGACGGACGGAAGCGUAAUGCCGGGAGCAGCCAUGGCGGAGAUUUAUGUGCUUUACUGCGGAGCCUGAGGGUAUCAGCCCAAGUUUGAGAGGCUGAGGAAGGAGCUGGAGAGUUGCUUUCCGGGUCGUCUGAAGAUAGAUGGCGCUGGGACCCCAACAGCCACCGGGUGGUUUGAAGUGACGGUGAAUGGGAAGCUGGUUCACUCCAAGAAGAAUGGAGACGGCUACGUUGAUAGAGAGUCCAAGCUGCAGAAGAUCGUUGACGCAGUAGAAGCCGCUCUGGGGGAAUGACCGCUGUGUGAGAGAGAAGGUGGAUGAUGUUUUGCUUUCGUUAUUCCGGCCGCACGCUUUAUGACGGGGAACGCUUAAAUGCCCUGCGGGCACGGCUGCCCCUCGACACCCUGCGGGGCGACAGGAUGAGCCGAGCGACGCUCACCCACCUCUCGUGUAUUUUCUUUAAUGCUGGAGGGAAGUCUCUGACCUGAAUGGGAGAGACGCGAGUUUCUAUCUGAUGUCAGCCUCCUAAAUAAACUACUCUUUACCAUG